AUGAAAUUAGCUGGAUCUUCGACGAGAUCCUUACGGUCACGCAGAUCUGUUUUGACCGACAAAGCAGUCUCAUAUAAGUGCGAUCGAGAAUAUGAGAAUAUUCAAGAGUUUGAGGUGUGUUUUCCAGAUUUAUGUCGCAAAUAUGGCUUUCCCUGGUCGGUCUAUGUAAAAAAGGAAACUGUGCGUGAUGAAUAUUUAGACAAUCAAAAUUUAUCUAAACCGAAAGGAAAACUUAAGCAGAAGGAUAAGAACCAUCCGCCAUCCCUAAAUUCUACACGAGACACGGCUACCACAGCUUCAACGGAAUUCCAAUUAGACGAAGAUACUCUAGUAAUAACUUCUUUGUACGACAAUUGCAACCGAUUCGUUGAACUUUUCCUUCAUAAGCUAGAUGAAAUACCACCAGAACUAAUUAAACUAAUUGGAUUCCUAGCACGAUAUUACACAGAUCUCAAAAGGAUUAAAAUACAAUUUUGCAGAAUAGAUGCUAACACAAUUUUCGAGUUAUCUAAAUUAUUUAGUCUAUCAUCACUUACUGAAGUUGAUCUUGACGGAUCAAUAGCAACAGCAGGCAAUUAUGGAAUUUUAUUAGACAACUCCCGCGUUAUCAAUAUAUCAUUAUCCAAAUGUAGGAUAAACGACCCUGUAUGUGAAAUAAUAGCGUCAAAAUUAUGUUUUCAAGGUCCGGCGGAGAGAACUUUAUGUAGUUUAAAUCUAUCUUCAAACCACAUAACAGAUACCGGUGCGAAAUAUUUAAGCAAUGCUUUGAGAUCGAAUAGAACUUUGCGGUAUUUAAAUUUAGCAGACAACCGCAUUACAGACGAAGGGGCUUGUGGUAUAUUGGAGUCUUUGAAAGAAUUUCCAUUAACCCGCGAAGAAAGCUUAAAUAAGAAACAACGCUACAUGGAUUAUGAGAAACAAAGACUAGCAUAUUAUUUCAAAUAUCUCGAAGAUUUUGACAAACAGCAUAUUGAAGAAAUCCAUCGAGGUAAAUCAAGCGAAAGAAGCAAAUCAAUGUCAAGUCGAAAGAGCAGUAGACCAAGUACUGCAAGACCUCAAAAGGAACGAAAAGAUAUCAAAGUCUUUACUUUUGAUGAUUAUAAAACCAGAGCUGAGAUGUUAGCUGGAGAAAUGAUGGGUCCGUUUCAUGAUCCGUAUCAGUUUAAUAAUGUUAAAAUUAGGGACGAAAAAUGUUACAGUAUUGGAAAUUUAACGCUGUGUUAUCUAAAUUUGGCUUUCAAUAAUUUGAGUUAUCAUAGUGUUGUAAAAUUAUUAGACGUUUUACAAUAUCAAAAGGACACAAAGCGGCAAGGUCAAAUAGGUUUAAUGCGAGUCAUAUUAAAAGGAAAUGAUAUACCUAUAUCCUGCGCGGAAUAUAUAAAAAUUGAUGAAAUGUUGAACAAAUGUAUGAUGACAAGUGGAGGGAGAGCAUUCACAGAAUUUUCCGCUAAGAGAAAAAGUAGACUUUCGAGAGUAUCAAUGAUACCAGAAAAGGUACUGUUGUCUCCAAGAUAA
Molecule: messenger RNA, 1515 nt
Organism: Amyelois transitella
Lineage: Eukaryota; Metazoa; Arthropoda; Insecta; Lepidoptera; Pyralidae
Product: leucine-rich repeat-containing protein 71-like
Exons: 2
Coding region: 1-1515 (504 amino acids)
Molecular function (GO): protein binding
Source: RefSeq, a predicted model, not a curated record